ACAGCAUCACAGACCGGCCGGUCGUCUGGUUUGGUUUUGAUAGCGGAUAGAAGAUAGAACAUAAAUAUUAUCUCUUUUUUUUUUGUUCUCUUGUUUUAUUGUUCAAAGUCGGCUUCCGACGCGCCAUAGUUAAGGGGCAGAACCGUCGCCAGAAAUACGCAGUUUAGUAGCGACAGUGGACGCGGCUCAGUCAAGUGCGAAGUGUUGAUUUAGCGGAUUUUGUUGUUGUCAUCGUUGGAUAGUGAUAUUUUCGCAGCCUUCAUCAAAAUGGCAAAUCCAAAUCAGGAGAUUAAAUAUACCCAGCUGUUCAUCAACAACCAAUUCGUUGGCGCGAAGAGCGGCAAAACCUUCGGCACCAUCAACCCGUCCACAGGCAAACAGAUCAUCGAUGUUGCCGAAGGCGACGCAGCGGACGUUGAUGCGGCCGUCCAGGCAGCCAAACAGGCGUUCGCUCGCAGUUCACCAUGGCGCCAGAUGGAUGGUUCGGCCCGCGGUAAGUUGCUGCACAAGCUGGCGGAUUUGAUCGAGCGCGAUAUCAACGUGCUGGCGAACCUGGAGUCGCUGGACAACGGAAAAACCUUCGGCGACGCAGUGUUCGACAUGAACUGUGCCAUCGAUACGUUCCGCUACUACGCUGGAUGGACGGAUAAAGUGCACGGAAGCACGGUGCCCUCGGAUGGACCCGUGAUGACUUAUAUCCGCAAGGAGCCGGUCGGUGUGGUGGGACAGAUCAUUCCGUGGAAUUAUCCCGUGCUGAUGUUGACGUGGAAGUGGGCUCCCGCACUCGCUGUCGGGUGCACCUUGGUGCUGAAACCGGCGGAACAAACCCCACUGACUGCGCUGUACAUGGCGGCGUUGUCCAAGGAGGCAGGGUUCCCAGAUGGCGUGAUCAAUGUUGUCAACGGUUUUGGUCCAACGGUGGGGGCAGCUAUCGUAAACCAUCCCGACAUUCGAAAGGUUGCAUUUACUGGAUCCGUGGAAACGGGACGUCUUAUCACCGAGGGAUCGUCGAAAUCGAACCUGAAGCGCGUUUCGCUGGAAUUGGGCGGUAAAAGCCCAUUGGUAAUCUUCGAUGAUGUCAACGUGGAUGAAGCAGUAGAAAUUGCCCACAAUGCGAUUUUCGCCAACCAUGGUCAGAAUUGCUGCGCCGGAAGUCGUACUUUUGUGCAUGAACGCAUUUAUGACACAUUCGUAACGAAGGCUGCCCAGAUGGCUAAAUCGCGCAAAGUGGGAGAUCCGUUCGCUGAUGGCACCCAGCAAGGUCCUCAGAUCGAUGAAGAGCAACUCAACAAAAUUAUGGGAUACAUCGAGUCCGCCCAGAAAGAAGGAGCAAAACUGCAAGCAGGCGGAAAGCGCUCCGGAAAUGUUGGUUACUUCAUCGAGCCAACAGUGUUUUCCGAUGUCACCGAUGAAAUGACUAUCGCCCGCGAAGAAAUUUUCGGUCCUGUUCAGAGUAUCUUGAAGUUCAGCACACUGGAUGAAGUUAUCGAGCGGGCAAACAAGACUGAGUACGGUCUCGCGUCUGGAGUGCUAACCAACAACAUCAACAAUGCGUUGGUAUUUGCGAACGCCAUCGAAGCUGGUUCCGUUUGGGUUAACUGCUACGAUUACGUUAUGCCCACAACUCCUUUCGGUGGCUACAAGCAAUCCGGACAUGGUCGCGAGUUGGGUUACUGUGGAAUUGAACUGUACACGGAAACAAAAACCGUCACCAUCAAGCUCCCGACGAAGGUCUGAAAGGUGCCCAGGUCAUAUGCAAAUAUCGUCCCAUACUGUGGUCAUAAAUUGGAAAUCAGUUUUCGGAUCUGCGUCAUUUAAAUAAAACCACACCGAAAUCAAUUAAUGCUCAAA
This is a messenger RNA of Toxorhynchites rutilus septentrionalis, 1851 nucleotides long. Its product is annotated as retinal dehydrogenase 2-like. The coding region runs from base 268 to 1737 and encodes 489 amino acids. The transcript is spliced from 4 exons. NCBI's taxonomy places the organism in Eukaryota, Metazoa, Arthropoda, Insecta, Diptera, Culicidae. Gene Ontology annotation, molecular function: aldehyde dehydrogenase (NAD+) activity. The record is from RefSeq and is a predicted model, not a curated record.